Suncus etruscus (white-toothed pygmy shrew) is the source of this 2316-nucleotide messenger RNA. It is a transcript of the gene CENPI, whose product is annotated as centromere protein I. The transcript is spliced from 23 exons. The record is from RefSeq and is a predicted model, not a curated record. The coding region runs from base 1 to 2316 and encodes 771 amino acids. Gene Ontology annotation, cellular component: kinetochore. NCBI's taxonomy places the organism in Eukaryota, Metazoa, Chordata, Mammalia, Eulipotyphla, Soricidae.
AUGCGCAGAGUGGAGCCCACGUCUUUGAAUCUGGGAGCGGCGCUCGGACUUCUGAAACUGCUGGAGCGAGGACUUUUUUUUCGAACAAAUGCAGAAAUGCCGAUACAAAGGAAAGUUAAGUACCCUCAGAGACGAUGGACUUUACCAAGUAUUUAUCAGACUAAUCUCUCAGCCAGCAGAGUAACAGAAGACUUAAGUGACACAAGGAACACUUCAAAACAUCAACAAAUCAGUUCAAAGAAAGAUUAUGAACAUACUGAGAAUAUAGAAACAGAUUUUCAAAUAGCAAUGAGAUACUUUGAAAACGCUCCUCUCAAAACUUCACGGAGUCGAGAUAAAAAUCUAGGAAAACACUUGAAAUCUGUGGAAAAUAUGGCUCAGAAGAAUGGUUUGUCUACAGAAGGAAUUGAUAUUCUAUUAAAUGUGGCACUCAGUGGCAAAUUUGGGGCUGCCACAAAUACUCGGUUAUUAAAGUGCAUGAUUCCAGCUACCCUGAUAGCAGAAGAUUCUGUGGUUAAGGCCGUCUCCUGGCUUUGUGUUGGGAAAUGUCCUGGUAGCACCAAGGUACUUUUUUAUCGUUGGUUGGUUGCAAUGUUCGACUUCAUUGAUCACAAGGAGCAGAUUAACUUGCUCUAUGGCUUCUUUUUUGCUUCAUUGCAGGAUGAUACUCUCUGCCCUUAUGUCUGCCAUUUUUUAUAUUUACUUACCAAAAAGGAACACGUUAAACCAUUUCGUGUGCGGAAAUUACUUAGUCUUCAGGCCAAAAUGGGAAUGCAACCUCAUCUCCAGGCUUUGUUGUCACUGUAUAAAUUCUUCGCUCCUACUUUGAUUUCUGUAUCUUUGCCUAUAAGGAAAAAGAUCUAUUUUAAGAAUUCAGAAAAUCUGUGGAAGAUAGCUCUACUUCAAGUGAGACAAAGGAACCAGAGGCCUUUUCCAGUUACUCUAAACAUGAUAUUGGGUUCAUCUAAUGUCUGUCCAGGAAAAAAAAAACGGAAUUUUCAGUCACUUAUACCAGAGAUACAUUGUGGAAGCUCCAGUAACGAUUAUGGGCAAAGUGGGAUGAGUCUUUCAGACUACCUUGGUAGCAAAGGAUCAGUUAAACUAGAACAACUAAAAAGCUUCCCACAACUCUUAGAAAACAUCCAUUGCUUAGAGCUGCCAUCUCAGAUCGGUGCAGUGCUGAAGAACCCUCUGCUUCUUCACUAUAUUAACUGCAUCACAGAUGAGUCAGUCUUACUGAGGUUUUAUUAUUGGUUGAGUCAAACACUGCAAGAAGAAUGUAUUUGGUACAAGGUGAACACUUAUGAAAAUGAAAAAGAAUUCACCAACUUCCUGGACACUAUUAUCAAGGCACAAUGCUUCUUGCAAGAAGGGUUUUAUUCCUGCGAAGCUUUCUUGUAUAAGAGCCUUCCUAUCUGGGAUGGCCAUUGUUUUCGGUCACAAGUCCUUCAGCUUGUAAGCUGGAUUCCUCUUAGUAGUUUCUCUGAGCUGAAACCGCUUAUUUUUGACCCUCUAGCAUGGAUCUUCUUUACAUCAACCAUUUAUUUCAAGUGUAGUUAUCUUCAAAGUUUGAAGGAAUUGCUGCAGAAUUGGCUGUUGAGGCUUUCUGCAGAUUACCAAAUGAAACUUCUGCAUAAUAUUCCAUUAGAGACAACUUUAGAUGGAUCCAUGAAUUCUGUGGCUGAACUGAUUCACUAUGUAGGGUGGCUUUCCACCAUUGCAAUGCGCUUGGAAAGCAACCGAACUUUCUUACUGCAUUUUAUUUUGGAUUUCUAUGAGAAGGUAUGUGACAUAUUUAUAAAUUAUGACCUUCCGCUGUUGGUGGUACUUCCUCCUGGUGUCUUCUAUCCUGCACUCUUAAGCAUGGAUGCCAGUGUCCUGAACCAGCUAGGUUACAUUAUGCACAGGUAUCAUAACAAUUUGAUGUCUGCAAAGGAAAAAGUGCUGUUGAAAAAGACAAAUUUGGAGCACAAUUUCAGUAGCAAGACUUAUCAAGAAUUUAAUCAAUACUUAACAGUAAUGGUUGGUUGCCUGUGGACAUCCAAGCUACUCGAGAACGGAACAUAUAUUAAGCCUGAACUUUUUAUGAUAGCUGGGUUAUUGGAAUAUAAAAAUAGUUUGAAUUUAAUUCAUCACCCUGCUCUACUUUGUUAUACUGUUUCCUUUCUACUACAGGAAUUUCCAGAAGAAAGGAGAGUAUGCACCAAACUUAUUCGGGGAAAUAAAUGGAACUUGUAUGUGAACUAUUUAUUUUCGAAGGGGUUUCAAGGCUUAAAACUUUUCAUAGAAACUAGUUUUCGUCACUUAUCUGUUUAG